Messenger RNA from Aspergillus tanneri, 1929 nucleotides. RefSeq lists its product as uncharacterized. Gene Ontology annotation, cellular component: nucleus. The transcript is spliced from 8 exons. Gene Ontology annotation, molecular function: RNA polymerase II cis-regulatory region sequence-specific DNA binding; zinc ion binding; DNA-binding transcription activator activity, RNA polymerase II-specific. Gene Ontology annotation, biological process: DNA-templated transcription; regulation of transcription by RNA polymerase II. The coding region runs from base 1 to 1929 and encodes 642 amino acids. The record is from RefSeq and is a predicted model, not a curated record. NCBI's taxonomy places the organism in Eukaryota, Fungi, Ascomycota, Eurotiomycetes, Eurotiales, Aspergillaceae.
AUGCCCCCGGCUAACGAUGAUCAGAAGUCCGAGUUGACGUCACAAGCUCGACCGAUCGCUCGGAGAAAGCGGAGACCCUUGUCUUGCACUCUCUGCCGACGACGGAAGCUUGCUUGCGACCGUGAAUAUCCGUCCUGCAGUCGAUGUCAGAAAUGCGGAAAGGGUGAUUCCUGCUCAUACGAGGAGAGACCUGCGUCACCAAACAUCAACAAACCGGAGCCCGACGUGUCAGGGCAAACCCGAUUCGUGCUUGAUCCUACUCCGCUAUUCGGGAACACCCCCACCUUAUCCGCCCCAGUAGGAGGCACUACAGAUACUGAUCAUUAUAACAAUAGACCUAUUGUGGUGGCGCCAACACAGAAUGUAGGAACCUGGCAGCUGCUAGGCAACAGCGCCUCCUGGGCCACGGCAGAUGGACAGCUACCAGCUAUUAAAGCUGACGUGGCUGAACUGGCACAUCCUUGUGAGCCAAACCCGACAGAGGCUGUGAUCUUUCGCGGAGAGAACUAUAAGACACAAUAUUAUGGAAGCACAAAUUCUACCAGCUUAAUCGCUCAUUUUCCGGAGCUCCGGUCGUACAUGAAAGAGACGAUCAAGCACCAUCCUGCUCUGCCUGGUGUUCAGAAAGAGUUAAAAUCAUUAGACGUGAAAUGGAAACAUGAGAAACCAAAUACCCUACCUGUAAAGGAGGAGGAUUUGUUGCUUUUGCUUCCGGACCGGGAGGAUAUGGAUGCGGCCAUUCGCCUGUAUUUCGAUACAUUCGAAACAAUGUACAGGAUCCUGCAUAGACCGACCUUCUUGGAGGAAUAUCACCAGCUGCAGAGCAAUCAGGGAGCUGCAAAGCCCGGGUUCAUUGUUCUCAUUCUAUUGGUGAUGGCUGCUACGUGUCGCUAUAAGAAGAAGCGCAUGUGGUCUGUGGCAGGCGAAUUGGUGAGAGAGGGAAUCGCGGCUGGUUUUCAUCGCGACCCAAGCCGGCUGGGAGGGAAGAUAUCCUUUUUUGACCAGGAGAUUCGACGGCGACUGUGGGCAACAAUGACCGAGUUAGAGCUACAGGCUUCGAUUGAACGAGGAAUGCCGUCGGCCUUAGCAGCCAUUCGAAUGGACUGCCCUCCUCCUCUUGAUAUCGAUGAUGAAGAUCUGAGACCCGAACCUGAAUCCACUCGGGAACAAAGACUUUCUGGAGACUGUACCACAGCUUUAUUCUUGUGUUUGUCUAGGAAGAGUCUCGACUUACGUGUAUCGUUAAAUUCACGGGUGAAUGACCUAACUGUGGAUUGGUCAUAUGAGGAAAUCCUCAGAUACGAAGAUAUAAUCAUGAGCGAACUUAGAAAGCUCCCUCCACCAAAUGAGGACAACAACAAUUCUAAUAAGCGAAAACUUUCUCCAGUGGCGAGGGCAGUUCUGGACCUACAACUCCGCCAGUUUUUGGUCUUGAUCCACGCUCCCUUCGCCAGAAAGGCCGAAACAAACUCGCGGGGGGCGUUGAAUCUUUCUCAUUAUGCAUAUCUCUCCUCCGGCAUCCAGGCCGAUGUAUGUGUCCCUGUUGACCAUAAAGCAAUAUUCCAAUAUCUUGAAAAUGCCAUCUCCAUGUUGGAAGACAGUAUUACCUAUCUUGGAACUGGGUUUACUUAUCAUUGCACAUCUAAGCAGGACGCGAUUAACCAGGUUGUACGAGAGUAUCACCGAGUGCUUGGGUCUCAAGAGCAGUUCCAUCGCGCAAAGGAGAAGCUAUAUUCAUCACAAUCCCGAAAGGGAAAUACUUCGACGUCUGAACUUCAAUUCGCAAGUGAUAAUUUGAUGGAUGCGACAGAAGUGUCUUUGGCUGACGCAGGGUUCCCUCAGUUCGAUUCUACGGUUUUACCAUUAGAUCAAUAUUUCUUUGGUGAUCCUGCUGCAUGGAUAUUUGACAACCUCUGGGAAGUUGGAUAG